AAAGUGUCCACUCCACUCUACUUUUGUCCACUUUACAUUUUCAAAGAUUGAAAAAGGAUCACGUGCACUCAGUCAGAGCCCGUCUACGGCAUUAGACAUUCUCUGACUCAGUUCUGUUUUUAAAAUCGAGACGAUACCGACCCGGAAGUUAUUUUUACUCGCGGAAGACAACAACAAAAGUCAAGUUGUCCGUUCACAACUUCACACUAUCAAAGCUCGUUAGCGGAUUCUCUGAUAGCUACUGUCUUUCACUUCACACGUAUUUCUGAAAGUUAUCGCUGAAGAUUUUAUAGAUAGAGCAUGACUUUCAAGUUUGUUGUAUAACUACAAUGAUGAUUGUAACGUAGUUCAAUUUCGCUUGACUGGUCUUCAUCAAUGUGUGUUUUUCUUUAACUUAGCAGUUUAAUCUUAACAACUCAUUUUGCCGCUCACGUUAACAUGCCUUCCUGUGUGGCAGUCAAAUGUUCAAAUAGACGGGGCGCCUCAUCUAAAAUAAGCUUUUUCAAAUUCCCUCUCCGUGACACAGACCGGCUGAAGCAAUGGGUACGCAAAGUUAACAGAGUGGGCUGGACUCCAACCAAGCAUUCUUCCCUCUGUUCUGAUCACUUUACGCCAGACUGUUUCAGACCACGUGUAGGCCAUAGCCGCCUUAACCUUAUAUGCAAUGCAGUUCCGACUAUUUUUCCCCCUCGCAUUAUUUCGAUACCCAAAAAGCGGACUACCAGAACAAGUCAGAACAUAAAAAUAAGUAAGCCCAGUGCUGGAAUACCAGCUGAAAUCCCUGUCGUCAACCAUGAUCACGACUAUGUGUAUGCUCACAGUGUAGAUCCAGUUACAGCUGAGGAACAACUAGCCAAUAACGGCCAUCCUGUACCCCAAAGCUCCCCUCGCCUACAUAAGCAACUCUUGAAUGCUCAAACUAAAUUAGUUUCUUUCAGAAAGACAGUGAGGGUUGAACAGCAGAGAGUAAGAAGACUGAGAAGAAAAGUGAAAUCUCUCUCCUCACUUGUAGCUGAUUUAAAAAAGAAGUUGUUGUUUUCUAAUAGUUGUAAUGGUAUAAUGGAGGCUUCUUUUGGAGGAGUUGCCAAAGAAAUCCUUACCAGAUCCAAGUGUAAGAGUAAAUCUGCCAGUAUGUCCAAUGAUUUGAAGUCUUUUUCCACGACUCUCUAUGCCCUUUCUCCAAAAGCCUACCGGUUUGUCCGUGAGAGCUUUGAUAGCUUUCUGCCUCAUCCUACAACAGUCAAGGCAUGGUGUAGGCCUAACAGCAAAAAUGGAUCCAGUCAGAAUCCUGAUACCCAAGUCAGCGAGGACCCCAAAUCGAACUCGAACAUGCUUGUUACCUCAGUACCACCCGACAGCAGCUCUGUGGAAAUCUUUGCUGGACAGCCAACAGAUCCAAGUUGGGUUCUUCUCCCGGUGUCUCAAAUGGCAAAUGGAUAAUGGAUCUUAUAUGUUUUUGACAUAAUUUGAUCAGUUGUUGUAAUAAGCUUUAUACAUGGACAUUUUAGGACUGCACAGCUCUGACAAGUCCAGUUUGGUGACUCAGUUAUUAACCUCUGUUGAAGUGCAUUCCUCACAAAGAUUCUGUUUGAACACUAGAAAAGAGGAUUUACCAGUUUACAGACACGUCACAAAAGACUAGUUGGUUUUAUCUGAGAUGCCUUCAGACAAACAUUAAAUGCAUCACACUUGAAAUUCUUGCAUAUAAGUUACAGAAAUUGUAGCAUAGUGUUGCCUGCUGAUGCUAUAUGUCUGUGUUAAGACGGCUUUUCUUGCAUGUACAGUUGGUCCCACAUGCAGCCGUUGUUCCCGAAUGAAACUGGUUAGAUUGUUAUUCGUAUUAUAUGGCCGGAUAGAUAUGAUCAGUUAAUUUCAGAUGCUUGCAGUAAUAAAGAGUUGGUUACAUAUAUAAA
Messenger RNA from Alosa sapidissima (American shad), 1913 nucleotides. RefSeq names its product THAP domain-containing protein 1-like. The transcript is spliced from 2 exons. The coding region runs from base 439 to 1440 and encodes 333 amino acids. The record is from RefSeq and is a predicted model, not a curated record. NCBI's taxonomy places the organism in Eukaryota, Metazoa, Chordata, Actinopteri, Clupeiformes, Clupeidae.